This is a messenger RNA of Hibiscus syriacus, 1442 nucleotides long. RefSeq names its product transcription factor MYB61-like. The record is from RefSeq and is a predicted model, not a curated record. NCBI's taxonomy places the organism in Eukaryota, Viridiplantae, Streptophyta, Magnoliopsida, Malvales, Malvaceae. The coding region runs from base 225 to 1301 and encodes 358 amino acids. The transcript has 3 exons. Gene Ontology annotation, biological process: regulation of stomatal movement.
UUCUUCAAACCCUCCUCUUAUGUAGUAGUUCAACUCCCUUUCUCAGCUGCCACUUCGUUUUCCACCCUCACCGUACUAUAACCCUCUGUUUUUUUCUUUUUCUUUUAAGACAUUGUUGAUUCCUGAAAAUUUCACUUAGGAAUCAGUGAAGUGUGUGCUGUUUUUUGGGAGGAAAGGGUCUGGUCAUAAGUCUUUUAGUUCAUUGUAAUUUGGUCGGUCUCGAAAUGGGAAGGCACUCUUGCUGUUACAAGCAGAAGCUAAGAAAAGGUCUUUGGUCCCCUGAAGAAGACGAAAAGCUCUUGGCCCAUAUAACCAAGUACGGCCAUGGUUGCUGGAGUUCCAUCCCUAAACAAUCUGGCCUGCAGAGAUGUGGAAAGAGUUGCAGAUUAAGGUGGAUUAAUUACUUGAGGCCUGAUUUAAAGAGAGGCACAUUCUCUCAAGAAGAAGAAGAUCUCAUAAUUGAACUUCAUGCAGUUCUGGGGAAUCGGUGGUCGCAGAUAGCUGCACAAUUGCCUGGGAGAACCGACAAUGAAAUCAAGAAUCUAUGGAAUUCUUGCUUGAAGAAGAAGCUUAAGCAGAGAGGUAUCGACCCUGUCACGCACAAGCCGCUCUCGGAGGUUGAAAAUGAUGAAGACGGCAACAAGAUUCAACCGACAUCUGAUGAACAGAACCUUAUUGGUUCGACGAUAAUUGAUGGCAGCAAUACUCAACCAUCUGAUUCGGUGGGUCAUUUUCAAAUGCAGCAAUUGAAUUAUGAAGUUUCACCGUCUAGCUCGAACCCGACUCACUGGUUCACCCAAACCAGCAAAUAUUUCGAUAUCGACACCGAGUUUUCUUCAAACUCGAUGAUGUCAACCCUUCUCCCACCAUUGACAAGCGCAUUCCUCUCCGACAGUCCUUCAAUGGCGGCAACUUACGCAACCCGCCAUUGGGUAGCCGAUAGUGCCUCGGCAGGCUCAGCUAACAACAACAACACAAGCGCCAGCGCCGAGCUACAAAGCAACGACAAUUCCUUCUAUGAUAACAGCGGUUUCUCUUGGGGAUUAAUGGAAAACCAUGCAGAAGAAACCAAAUGGAGUGAAUAUCUCGACAACCCUUUGUUAAUGGCGGCGGCUUUGCAGAAUCAAACGCCGCAAUCUUUAUACAACAUCGAGAUAAAAUCAGAACCAUAUUUCUUGAAUUCAUCGCCAUCAUCAAACACUGUGUGGGGUCAAAGUCAAAACCAAGAGCAGCCCUUACAAAAUCCCGAUAUAUUUGGUAAGGAUAUCCAGGGACUGACUGCUGCUUUUGGACAUGUUUAGCUCUUGCAUCAUUCAGCCUGUUCUUUUGUUGUUGUUUUAGUGUCUUUUACUUCGCCUUGUUGCAUGCGACCAUGUUUGUGCAUUGAAAUGUUGGAAUUCUAUUUGUUGAUAAACAAAAAAGAAAAGGAAUUCGUUAGGAAU